AGUUCAGUUUGUCCCACACUGAUACGUUGGAGUACAUGAUUGUAGUAGAGCAGGGUGGUGUGCUUUUACUUUAUCAGAACAUCUUUUGUGAGUCUUUUCCCCACUUGGACAUGAAGGCAUACCAGGUCCUGCUCGUUCUCCUCCUGACCGCUGCGGCAGCUGACGCUCAGUCUUUCCACCCUGGCAAAUGUCGCCGUCCUUCUGUUCAAGAGGAUUUCGAUGUUAUGAAGUAUUUGGGAACCUGGUAUGAAAUCGAGAAGUUCCCAGCUGUGUUUGAAAGAGGAACAUGUAAUCAAGCUACAUACAGUAUGCUCGCUGAUGGUUCGGUCAAAGUUCACAAUGCAGAGCUGAUGUCUAAUGGGAAGAGAAAUACAAUUGAGGGUGUGGCCAGAGUUAAAAACUCGUCUCAACCUGCUAUUCUGGGUGUUCCAGAUGGUCCCUACUGGGUACUCUCCACAGACUACCAGUCAUAUUCUCUGGUGUACUCUUGUACCGACCACUUCCUUUUCCACGUUGACUUCGCCUGCAUCCUGGCUCGCACUCAGGUUUUGACUGAGGAUGUCAUUAGCCGGUUACGUAAUAAGCUGGCUUCUGCUGGUGUAAACAUAAACCGCCUUACAGUCAGUGAUCAGUCUGGAUGUGAACGGACCAAAGGCAAGAGGAAUGACAGACCCAUCAUUGGAGUACUGGCUCAAGAAGUUAGUUCCCCUACAACCAAACCAAAUCAAACGGCUUACAUUGCCGCCUCUUAUGUCAAGUUCCUGGAGUCAGCAGGAGCGAGGGUUGUGCCUGUCAUGAUUAACCAGACACUGGAGGAGUAUAAGAAACUGUUCAACUCCAUUAACGGGAUCCUUUACCCGGGUGGAAGUGCCAGCAUCACGUCAUCUGGUUAUGAAAGAGCGGCAAAAAUCUUUUAUGAACUUGCUAUUGAGGCAAACAAGGGAGGCGACUAUUUCCCGGUGUGGGGCACCUGUCUUGGAUACGAGCAGCUGACCGUUUUGACGAGUGGAAAGAACUUACUGUCACUUACCAACACAAGUGAUGUGCCGUUACCUCUGAACUUCAUUAAUAGAGCCAAAGACAGCAGGAUAUUUAAAGGCUUCCCAGACGAGCUCAUUGCAGAUCUGGCUUCUGAGCCGCUGACAGCAAACUUUCACAGGUGGAGUUUGUCACUGUUGACUCAUAACACAAACGAGGAGCUGAACAGCUUUUACAAAGUUCUCUCCACAAACACAGAUGGAACAACAGAGUUUGUGUCAACGGUGGAAGCAUAUGAUUACCCAAUUUAUGGGACGCAGUGGCAUCCGGAGAAAAACGCAUUCGAAUGGGGGAAGCCUUACAUUCCACACUCUCCAUCAGCAGUAAAGACCACCUUCUACAUGGCUGAAUUCUUUGUCAGUGAAGCCAGGAAGAACUUUCACAGAUUUGGAUCCGAGGAGGAGGAGAGCAAAGCGCUGAUAUACAACUACAAUCCUGUUUACGCUGCGCCCGAUAGGGUCUUUGAACAAAUCUAUUAUUUCUGAUGUUUGUUUGCAGAGUACCUUUUCCUUUUCCAACAGCUGAUUACAGUUACCAAUUGAAAAAAAUAUAUAAUUUCUUGAAGGAACAAUGUAUGACAUUCAAAGCAAUAAUAUAGCAGCAAACAACUAUUUGGUAAAUAUAUAGUGGAUCUGAGCAGAGAAUGAAGUCGCUCUUCCUCCGUUUGUGUUGUUAGCAAGCUUCUCCUUGCUUUGUUGACAUAGCCGGGCCGGCAGCGCUUGCUUUUAGUGCAUGUUAUAUCUUGAAAAAGUUCUUAACCACUGCAAGAAAAGUCGAUGUCAUUUGCAUUCAUAAAGGGGCACUUCUAACUCGCACAGGAUCCGCCCCCUACUGGACUCUAUGGGUAAUACUCUCCUGCAAUCAGGAUGUGCCUACGCUCAUGCACAUUUUCAGUGGGAGAAUGAUUGGAGAAGAGUAUUACCCACAUAGUCCAGUAGAGGGCUCCGCCUGUGUUACAGGGUUACAACAUUGUAACCUUCGUUAAAUUCUAAAAUCUAGGAAAGCAACAGGUGAACAGAAAUGAAGAGUCAAAUGUAACUUCCAAAAUGCUUUAUGCACAAAUAACACUCGACACAUAUUGUUUCUUUUUUCUAUUUAGAAUAAAAUGAUAUCUGAAUAACAUUUACACAUCAAGCUGACGAGACUGGGAUCUCAAUCACAAUACUACUGGAAAUGUAAUUUAUGCAAUCCAGUAAGGAACAUUCAAGAUGUCAAAAUGACCACGUGGAGCUGAGCUAUCAGGGAUAGUGCUGCAAAUAACCUCUUAACAUGCACUGAAACGUAAUACAAAUGGUCAUUCAAAUAAUAAAAAAUAAAAUGACACAUGUGCCUCAAGAAUUCAUUAUUUCGUAUGCCAUGUUUGCAUUACUUCAUUUAA
Messenger RNA from Anarrhichthys ocellatus (wolf-eel), 2416 nucleotides. Its product is annotated as gamma-glutamyl hydrolase-like. The transcript has 14 exons. NCBI's taxonomy places the organism in Eukaryota, Metazoa, Chordata, Actinopteri, Perciformes, Anarhichadidae. Gene Ontology annotation, biological process: lipid transport; brain development; tetrahydrofolylpolyglutamate metabolic process. Gene Ontology annotation, cellular component: vacuole. The record is from RefSeq and is a predicted model, not a curated record. Bases 36 to 1523 code for a protein of 495 amino acids. Gene Ontology annotation, molecular function: gamma-glutamyl-peptidase activity; lipid binding.